AAAGAAAGAGAUAUUUAUCAGGUUCAAAUACCUUUGUCGCGGUCAGAUAUCACCAAUCCCGAGGAUUUACUGGAAGAAUUAUUGCGGAUUUAUGAUUAUAAUAAAAUAAUUGGUUCACUGCCUGCUGGCUCUCCAACUGCUAUUUCUAAUAGUAAAAAGGAACAAGACGAAAAACAAAAAAGAAUCCUCCGCGCUUAUUUAACUAAUCACGGCUGA
Molecule: messenger RNA, 216 nt
Organism: Racocetra persica
Lineage: Eukaryota; Fungi; Glomeromycota; Glomeromycetes; Diversisporales; Gigasporaceae
Source: the annotation of a GenBank genome assembly